AUGGGUGCAGGUGGCCCCGCGUUUCCGACAAUGGAGGGAGACAAGGUACCGAAAGGCUAUGCGGAGACGGCAUGGCAUCCCGAUGACGACAACAGACCUUUCAACGUUGCGUAUGCGGCCGCUACGCAGUCGCGAAAGCUGCGCGAUCAGCCUGGUCCGUCCCUGGAGGAUUCACCCCCCAGACACCAUGACGCCACUCGCGAAGGUCAUUUGCGCGAUACUCGCCCUGUCUCUGCAUUCAUCGGAGGACACUCAUUGCAUCGCUCGGCGGACCACCAGUGGAGUUCCCUGACAGACACGCUCAGUCCUUCUGUCUCUCACCACCAUGCUGCUUCGCGUCCCAUUCAUUCACAAGUCGACGAUUCUGCAGCAAUUGGCAAUUCUACUGCCCGCUCGUCGCGUCCGAUUGGAGUCAGGUUCCGCUCAGAUUCCCAGCCCUCGAACGGCAAGCAUGCCCUCGAAGAUGAUGCGGACUCUGACUACGAGACCUCUGCGAAGAAGAGUCGUAUCGAACGGGAGGAGCCUGCGUCUGGUGACGACGUAGAGUGGCAGGGCAGUCAACCGGAUAUGGAUGUGGACGAGGCACAGCCAGCUCAACGUGGUGCGAAGCGCGUUGCUAGCUCGCACGAAGAUGAUUCGUCUCCCCGUACAGAGCGUCGUGACAAGCGUGCCCGCAAGACCUCUGUGGACAACUCAGGAAGGUCGGCUGAUGAAGGAAUGAACGAGGACGAAGACGAGGAACUACUCGAGAACGCCACCAGAGGAAAGAAGAGGGAUCGCGCCGAGGCUGAUUCUGCAUUCGGUGGAGAUGACUCACUGGUAGAGGAUGACGACAAGCCGCAGCGACGCAGGCGCAGGCGCACUGUACCCUCCACGGAACCCAGUUCAAACCGUGGUCAGAAGCGUAGCCGCGGUGUUGAAUCUGUGGAAAGCGACGGAUCCGGAUCCGAACGUCCGGCUCGUCGAGGAGGCCCUAAGAAGCGGGGCAAACGGUCCCAAACCGGAGCACACUCAAACGACCCGCUGUGCAAGGGCAGGCGUAUUGGUGAAGAGUGGGAAUCCCAUGGUAUUCUUUUCAAGGUCGGUCCGAACGGGCAAAGGCUUCGUCAGGCUCUCGUCAAGAAAUCCAAGUCCAGAUUUUCUAUGCCAAGCGAUUCGCAGCACCCGGACCGACGCGCCAACGUGGAGAUAUACGUCGAAACAUGGCUUACGGACGAAGAGUACAAGACCUCCAAAGAGCGUCAUGAGUUGGACAUCUCUCCCACACCUCCCGAGAUCCAGACCCCCGUGGACCAUUUGGAAUCCCCUUCCAUCGCCGGCAAGAACUUGUUAUGGUCAUCCACCGCAUCUCGCGACGGUACUUCUAAGCGUCCCUUCAGACAGUCUCUCACCGGCAAUGUCGACCCCAAACCUUCUCCAACGAUCUCUGUCCGCCGUGUUUCCGCCGUAUACGACGCCCCCGAGUCCCCUGCCACGGAAAGUCCACAGAUUCAGAAGACCAAGUCGUACACCAAGUGGGAAAAGCAGGAACUUGAAGCGGCUGCGAUGUUGAGGAUCCGUGAGCGAUUACAAGCUGCGAAGAACGCAUCGGUGCCCACCCCCACAUCAAUGCCUGCGCCGUCACCGUUCAUCGGCACCACUCCCUCGACAGGCACGCCCUCCACCACCAAGACUUCAGAGUCGGCGCCUGCGACCACGUCAAAUCCCUUUGCUUUCGGUAUCCCUACCUCUAGCAAGCCCGCUGGUGCGGAGCCGUCGAAGCCCCCGACAUCCUCUGUCGACUUUGCCAAGGCCCCGGCCAACCCGUUCGCUGCGCCUCUAAAGGCCCCAGGUCCUGCGGCUACAUCGUCCGCACCCACACCCUCCGUUCCACAGUCCAGCGGUGCCGUCCCCAGCUUCUUCAGCAAGCCGGCUGCCCCCACUCCAGCCGCCUCCGCGGCACCGGCUGCGCUCCCUCCCGUGAACCCGUUCGCGCCGAAGUCCACAGAAGCCAAACCGGCGGACCCGCCGAAGCCCGCAUCGUCCACUGCACCUACUGGCACUACAUCUAAGCCCACAUCUCAGUCACCCUUUGGUGCUCCUAAUGCGUCCGCAGCCGACGGUCAGAAGCCUGGCACGUCCUUACUGUCACGGUUAGGUAUGGGUCCACCUCCCGCCCAGCCUUCUGUGCCUUCUGUGCCUGCUUCAUCUACAUUCCCGUUCGGCAAACCCGCUGCGUCUGCUCCGGCGGUCUCGACACCCGCUGCACCUGAAGUGAAGCCAACUACCACGACCCCUGCCGGAGCUCCUGCUCCCACGUUGAAGUUCAACUUUGGUGCCCCCAAACAAUCCACUCCCGCCCCGGCUCCAGCCGUUGCAGCCGCUGCGCCAGCGCCGCCCGCUGCUUCGACCGCCACGCCCUCGUUCUUCGGACCUGUGGGCGGAGCACCCAAGCAAGAGGUCCCUGGUCUCAAUAUCUUUGGAGCAGCCAAGAACGCGGACUCGGCGGCGGCGCAGAAGUCUCCGUUCGGCGGAUUCGGUUCCUCCGCUGCCACUCCAAACCCCUUCGGUGCACCCACUUCCACAGCCGCUGGGACGAACGGGUCAACAAAGCCAGCGGAAGCGCCCAAGUCGGUGUUCGGAGGGAGUGCGACGACGAACACGGGAGCCACAUCUUCACCGUUUGGAGGAGCUUCGAGUCCCUCUCCUUUCGGAGUUACCGCCGCGCCUACGGCGUCGCCUUUCGGGGCCACGUCGUCAUCUACCGCAUCCCCGUUCGGCGCCGCCACGAAACCCACGUCGGUAUUUGGCUCUACAACACAGCCGUCAGCAUUCGGAGCAGGAGCAACCACCACUUCGCCUUUUGGUGCGCCUUCGAAGCCUACAGAAACGCCAAAGUCAUCCCUCUUCGGUGCUGCGACGUCCACGCCCUCGCCUUUCAGCUCAGGGGCGCCGAAACAGGAGGAAAAGAAGGACGGUGAUGCACCCAAGCCUCUGUUCAGCUUCGGUGCGCCGUCUUCCACGACGACAACCACGACAACCCCUGCGUUCGGUGCGACUUCGAAGCCUGUGUUUGGGUCGACCACGACCCCCAUCACCACGCCCACAUUUGGGAGUGGGACGGCAGCUACCACAACUCCGGCCUUCGGUAGCGGAUCAUUUGCAACCGCCACCCCUGCAUUUGGUGCGGCUACGACAUCCGCUUUCGGCGGAGGAUCCAAGCCUGCGUCUGCAUUUGGUGCCGCGCCUGCGAGCGGCUCCACAUUCGCGUUCGGCCAAGUGUCUGCACCAACAGCAUUUGGCGCGUCCUCAACCCCCAACCCCAUUGCAACCGGGAGUCCCUUCGGUGCGCCUUCAAACCCGGCCGCGACUGGCGAGAGCAAGCCCACGUUUUCCUUUGGGACUCCUGCGACCAAUGGGACUCCUGCGCCAGCCGCGCAGCCUGCUACAAGCAACCCAACCUUUUCGUUCGGCGCGCCAAGCGGCGUCGGAAGAGUCCACGAUGCUUCCCCACUCAAACCUGCGGAGCAGCACGCCCCGCCGCCCGCCGCCCCCGGCCAAGGCCCGCAAAUCGAGCUCGCUCAACUUUGCGACAAUCCCGCCGCCGCCGCCGUACGCCGCCGAAGAUGUGCGGACGGAGCGGGAGAGGAGGAUGGCAUCGGGCUCCCUGGGACCCCGGGGCUGGACGACUGGAUGAACGAGAAGUCGCACGAGGAGCUGUCCGGGCUGCUCCUCAAGGCGGACGGGAUCAUCAAGUCGCGCGAGACGGGUGCGCCUUCCUCUUCGUCUCGUCGCUCCUCUGAUGUGCUGAACGCGAGCGGCGGUCCUCCUGCGUGUUCGCUCUACUCGGACAACCUCACGCUCAAGACGAAGCACGAGGCCCUGCUCGCCCGCCUGCCGAGCACGAAGAGCCCGCAGAUCUCGCGGCCGUCCUCGCCGCUCCUGCUCGAGCCCCCGAGCCUGCACCAGUCCCCGUCGCUCGGCGCGGUCGCCUUCCCCGCGUCGCCCGACAGCAGCGGCGGCCACAACCCGUUCGCCGCGCUGCGCCGGCGCGCGCGCCGGAUCUCGGUCACGCCCGCGGAGCUCGCGCUGCUCUCGGACCAGAACGCGGAGCUGAUCAACAAGCUCGAGGACCUCGAGGCGGAGUCGCAGAAGGCGGACCACGCCGGCAAGCGCAAGCUACGGAAGCUCGAGCAGGAGAUCCAGGACCUCCGCGACGAGCUCGAGCGUAGCCAGGCGCGCGGCGUGGAGCUCGAGGAGCAGGCCCGAGCCGCGGCGAGCGCGGCGGCGGCGGAGCGGCGGCGGGAGGAGCGCGAGGCGCGGUUGCUCGCGCUCAAGGACCGCGCGACGGGCGUCGCAGCGAGCGAGUCCCUGCCGGAGGGCUUCAGGGACUUUGCGCCGCCGAGCUCGCUGUCGCGGCGGUCGAGCCCGUUCAAGCGCAGCGCGAGCGGGUCGUCGUCGUCGUUCACGGAGAGCGCGUCCGAGCCGUCGUUCGAGCAGGAGUUGAGCCUUGCGGGUCCGGAGGACGAGGAGCCGAACGAGUCUGACCCGUACUUCCCCACCGGUCAGACGAGCCUCUGCGCCUUUCGAGUAUGCUAUUGUUUCGCAGCUACUCUCAAGAUCCGGGAGCUCGAGGAGACCAACGCUCAGAUCCACGAACAGCAAAAGAUCACGGAAGAACGCAUGCGCUCUGCUCAGUGGGACGCCGAAAGUAUUCGCCGGGUGUACGACUGCCUGGAUGAAGGAGACGUCGACCUCGAGAUUCAAGAGGAAGAAGGGCCUCGCACUUUCGGAACGGCCCCGUGUCAAUGGUGGGCACCAUCCGCUUCAGCAGCCUGCGGAGAAAGUACUCUCCGGGAAGGCGCGAAGGGGCAUACCGGACCUAAGUCACGCAAGACACUGGUCGGCUUGUUCGACGCUAGCCCAGACAACAGCUUGAGCUCGUCCAGCUGGGGCCGGUACCCACCCUCUCUCAAGGUGUCUCCCUCUUUCCGCACGGAGUCGUCCUUGGAUAACACCCCUGCAUGGUCUUGCUCCGCCACCGACGGCCUCGCAUUCCCGUCUCCACCUGUCAGCUCGAUGCACGUACCCUUGGAUGGCCUCGGUCGUACUCUAGGCAGCGAACUCGGUAGCGAGUUUGGGGACGACUGGGCGGAGCGUGGCAUCAAUCACCACCUCCGCGCAAGCAGCCUCUGCGACAUCGCCGGGCUGAGCACGUCCGUACCGGCUUCCCCUAGCGAGUCUACGAUGCCGCUUCCACCCAUCGCCUUCCCGACGGUCGAUGAGCACCCUGACGAGUGGGACGAAGAGCAGCUGACGCCUCCCCGCACGCCACAACUCCAGCUCACCGUCCAGCCCCCAACACCGACCCCAGAUAAGGUGCUGCGGAGCUCACCCGCGACUAUACGACAAAUCCGGCUGUCGCAAACGACGACCCUCCGCAACGUCAACAAUCGGCAAGCGGGCUGGAACAAGCGCGAGCUCGAGCACGCCCGUGCCUUCAAGACCGACCACUCCGGGCUGCUUGGGGAGACGUUCGACCAUGCCGUGGGCCAGAUCAAGCGUGUCGCAAGCCGCAGUCGCUUUUCACCCCUCGGCUUCGCGCUGUCCGACACUACGCUCCAGCUCGAGGACGAGCGGAAGUCAUCGGGGCUCCCCCAUGCGGAUGCGGACGAGUCAACCGAGUCGACGGCGAGCACACGCAGCACGACCGCUCGACCCAUUCGACGGCAACACGACGGCGUGGUCGGCUUCGUGCUGGAAGCAUGGCUCUGGCUCCAGUUUAUUAUCGUCGUCAUGCUCUUCCUCUGGGCCAUGGCUAAGCGCGGGCCCAAGGUCGUGCUCGAGACCGAACGACGCAGCGGGCACCGUGCGUAA
Messenger RNA from Epithele typhae, 5856 nucleotides. RefSeq lists its product as uncharacterized. The transcript is spliced from 11 exons. NCBI's taxonomy places the organism in Eukaryota, Fungi, Basidiomycota, Agaricomycetes, Polyporales, Epitheliaceae. The record is from RefSeq and is a predicted model, not a curated record. Bases 1 to 5856 code for a protein of 1951 amino acids.